Messenger RNA from Dalotia coriaria, 1255 nucleotides. RefSeq lists its product as uncharacterized. Bases 80 to 1027 code for a protein of 315 amino acids. The transcript is spliced from 6 exons. Lineage: Eukaryota; Metazoa; Arthropoda; Insecta; Coleoptera; Staphylinidae. The record is from RefSeq and is a predicted model, not a curated record.
CUUUUAUAUUCAUGCAGUAGCAUCAAAAUCAUAACCAAAUUUUUCAUUACAAUCUCAACGCCCAUAACUACAAGGUAAAAUGUCGGUGCGGGUAGUAAAUUCGCCAGAUAAUGUGUUUGAAUCGGACACAGAUAUUAGUUCAGUAAUGGAUUCAUGUCAAUUUCUUAAGAAAAUCAUUCCCACGGCAAUGGCGACUAUCUUAUAUCGUCGCUGUGAGUUUGAUCCUAAUUACAUUAAAAAGCGAACGGUUCGUGAAGUUCCAUACGUGGGUUUUCGCUCAACCAUUCCAAAGCAGCAUUGUGCUUAUAAACUACUUGCAUAUUCAAAUAUAUUUGAAGGACUCAUUGAAAAUAAACAAUUGAAGGAAGUUUUUAUUCAAAUUGAAGACCGUGCAACUCAAAAAGUACAAGAGAGAUACGUGUUCUCUUUUAACUAUUCAACUGAUGACGAUGAUGACACUCCUGAGGCAAAAAGUCAACUGCAAAGCCAAUCAAGAUUAAAUAUUGCUGCGAAAUUUUUUGACAAGAUUAAUACAAUUCCUAACAACGAAAAGUAUCCAGAGGAUUCUAUCCAGAUUCAAAUUGGGUGUCAAUUUUAUGAAAACAUUCCAAGAGAGGUUUUAAACCUCAAUUUUAAACCAGCUGAAAAGUCAAUGUUAAAGUCUUUGAUGAGCAUUGGUUCCCUGAAGACUAACUUCCAUCAAAUCCAAUUACUGUGCGGAUGUGCACCUUCCGAACGCGUACCGAACGAGCAAUCUGAAAUUCUUGGUGAAGAGUUUGGGUCAGCCCAAAGCAAUGAAUUUGCCGACCUGCAUGAGAAUGUGGAUUCGCAAUUAUUACAGCCCAUACGAGUCCAUACGCCAAAACCCAGGUCUAAGAUUAUUAAAAAGAUGUUAAAGCGGCGCUUGGUGGAUGGGUUGGAGCCAUUAUAUUCUCUUACAAAAUCUAAACGGCUGGGUAUUCAAACCCCAUCUACAUCUGGACACUCUGGAUCCGAUUUGUUCUCCGAUGAUUUAUCUGAAAAUUAGUAAGAGGGCCAAGGAAAUAUUAUUUAUUUAAAAUUUAAACUUUUAAUGUGAAACUUUACUUCACCAAGUGAAUAAAGUUGCCUAUGUUAUAAAUUUAUACUUUGCAAGCAAUGUACAUGUAGUAAACAUGUUAUAAACGUCAGAAAGAGUGUAGUUGAUAUCAUCUUAGAUUCUAAUAUGUUAUAAACAAAAUAUAUGAAUUAAUAAACGUUUAAACCAUUAUAACAA